GUUGUUGUAUAUAAUGUACGUUAAAAAAAGCUUAUUUUUUUCAUUUUCAAGAAAUGUUCGUUUAUUCUUUCGUCUGUCUUUCUCUCUCUCUCUCUCUCAUCUUUUUUUUCCUCUUGAACCUUUCACAAUGGGUUACGUAAUAAGUUUCGUUCAGACGCCUCUGUAUAUUUAUUUAGUUUCACUGCUUAUAACUCCUAUGGAGAUUAUUGAUCUCACUGUUCAACUUUUAGCUCUAAUUUUUACACCACAUGAAAAAUUCUUGCCACACAUAGCCAAAUGUCUUGUUGCUAUCGUUGGAUUUGUAGUAGCCUAUACCUUUCUCGGCUUUAAAGCUUUUUAUGCCAAUUUGACAGAGUACAAAAGACUUACAAAAAACAAUACUUCCUCAGCAGACAAUCCUGUUGAGCGUACAUCAACAAUUGCCGUUGGCAAAACCAUAGUUGUUGCCCGGACUUCAGUGUCUGAUUCUUUUGACUCGAAGAUCUCUAAAGAUACUGAAAUGAAAUUCGAUAUUAACUUGCCAAUGACCGAUGACAGCGAUGCAGGAGGAAAUACUGACAUGUUCAUGCAACCGACUGCCCAAUCCAUUGCCAAUAUAGUUUCUGCUAGAAAAAAUACGAAGGCUACUGACGAUAAUGCGGACGAACUAGUAGAAGAUAUGAACAAUGCAAGUCCACCUGUAAGCAUGUUGGCUGAAUCCACCAAUAAAGAUGAUAUAGUAAACGUUACGUUUUCCACUAAAAGCAUGAAUCAGCUACGUCCUUCCAGUCAAAGCGAGUUGCUUCAUAAUGAGCUAAUCAUGGCUGUUGAUCAGAUGAUAGAUGAAAAUAGUGUUGACCAUGUUGCACCAACUAUUCCCAGAAAGGAAAACGAUAUAAACAUAGAUCAAGGAAAGGAGUCGCUGGAGAAAAGCAACGUUACGCCAAUAAAAGAGCAAGCUAUCUCACUGUCUGCUUUCCCUUCAACUCCACCACAGCAACAGCAACAGCAGCAACACCAACCUCUCGAUGACCCUGAUGUUCAGUUAUCGCUCCAAAAGGAAAAAAAUAACGAUAAAGAAAAUAAUGGAAUUGGCCCAUUGAUAACCGAUGAGAAAUCUUCAACUAUAAAUACUACGGUUAGUAGUAAUAUUGCCGACAUCAAUGAACGAGCACCAGAACAGCGAGAACAGCAGGAAAGGCCACAUUUCCUAGUCGAUAUAAUUGAGCCUACAAAUGGCGCUUUCCUUUCUUCUUUAACAGAAAAUUUGCAGCAAAUUAUGAACAGUAAACCGCCUACGCCUGACAUAUCACCUGAUGAAGAUGAUAAACACAAUAAGCCUUUCUUAGAACCAGCACGGCCCGUCAGACAAACAACAGAACUGGAAUCUAUCAGUCACAAUAUGGACCAAUACCACCGUCCUGACUGCACGCCUUCCCUUACACCACCAGAUCAACAAUCCUCUGCGGCCAAUUCAUACUUCUCUCGGCGAAGCAGCACCAUCAGUCAAUUCUCCACAACAGCAGCAAUACCUCCUGCAACUAUCUUGAAAGGCAGUAGUAAGUUAGAAUCAGCAGUAUCAAAAGCUAUCUCCCGGUCAGGAACAAAAGAAUCAUUUCAUCAGCAACAACAGCAGCAGCAGGUACCUAAUCAAGUUCAGCAUUUAACAGCCGAUGUCAAACAUACAACCGCUCACAGCAUUUCCGCAGAAACCCGUAAGAAAAAAAAUCGUUUUUCAUCGAUCAGAUUAACCAAAAAGAAGGGUAAAGAGGAGACCAACAUUUGCAACGAAGAGAAGCCUGUGCAUCCUUCAAGCGACAUUAUAAUUCAAAAAGAUCAAUCGACAACAGUAGUCGUUCCUCAUAAAUCAGUUUCUACUCGAUUGCAAAAGGGUUUCAAAAGCACAGGAAAGAGGCUUAGUAGAAUUUUUUCUUGAUUAGCUGCAUCAUUUUAUGGUAUGUGGCCCAUGUAUCCAAUGAAAUUUUGGAAUGAAUUGCACAUAUAAAUUACUUUAUCUAUAACUUUUGAUUAUGAACAAAAUCCUAUGACCUGAUGGCUCCUCUCUAUUGCAGCAGUUAUUUAACAUUGAGAAGGAGCAAAAACCCUUUGAGUUCACUCAAUCACUAGUUCAUUGUUGUUAUUUCACUUAUAUAUACGUCGGUAUCGGUCGCUUCAUUGUUACUCAACUUAUUAAAACUGUCGCAGUGAGCAUAAUGGAUGAAGUGGUAAAUUGGUAAUUUGAGAUUCAAAGCAUAUACAAAAAACUCCGCUCAUGGCUC
Mycotypha africana is the source of this 2258-nucleotide messenger RNA. RefSeq lists its product as uncharacterized. NCBI's taxonomy places the organism in Eukaryota, Fungi, Mucoromycota, Mucoromycetes, Mucorales, Mycotyphaceae. The transcript has a single exon. Bases 14 to 1915 code for a protein of 633 amino acids. The record is from RefSeq and is a predicted model, not a curated record.